AUGCCUUCUCGUUCAGAAAUCGCCUACUUUGGCGCCGGCCCUGCUCCUCUACCCACUGCGGUUGUCGAGGCUGGCGCCAAAGCCUUCGUCAACUAUAAUGACAGCGGUCUGGGCCUAGGAGAAAUCUCUCAUCGAUCUCCCGCCGCCAACCAAAUCCUCGCGGAUACCAAAGCGAACCUGACUACCCUACUCGAUAUACCAGAGAACUACGAAAUACUGUUCCUCCAAGGCGGCGGAACCGGCGAGUUCAGCGCAAUUGUUCAAAAUCUGGUCAGCGUCUGGGUUGAGAGAAGAAGACGCAAGCUUGCCACUCAGUUCGGCGACGAUGAGGCCAAGGUUGUUGCUGAAUUGAAAAGGCAGGUCGAUGAAGAGCUGAAAUUAGACUAUAUUGUCACAGGAUCGUGGUCCUCAAAGGCGGCACAGGAGGGAAAGAGGCUGGUCGGGGAGAAAUUUGUCAAUGUUGCUGUUGAUGCUAAAGAAGCGAAUGGAGGGAAAUUUGGAAACAUACCAGUCGAAGAGGAAUGGAAGCUUACCAAGACGAAGGCAGAGGGAGGAAGAAGUGCACCUGCAUUCGUCUACUUCUGUGAUAACGAGACUGUGGACGGGGUUGAAUUCCCAGCUUUCCCAAAAUCGCUGGAGAACCCGCCGGACGUGAGUGAGGAAGACGAACGUCUGGUUGUGGCUGACAUGAGCUCUAACUUCCUCAGCCGGAAGAUAGAUGUCAAGAAAUAUGCUGUCAUAUUUGGAGGAGCUCAGAAAAACGUUGGUGUAACGGGUAUUGCGUUGAUCAUCGUCCGGAAGGACCUUCUACCCCCUCAUACAGCCACGCCUUCGCCGGCUUUGCUCCGUCAGCUUAAUAUCGGUGGCCUGCCGGGACCGAUCGUUUUUGACUAUGCAAUAACCGCCAAAAAUAACUCUCUAUACAACACGCUUCCGAUAUUCACCCUCUGGAUUGCUGGUCAAGUCAUUGCAGGCCUUGUCCAGACUCACGGCAAAGCCCGAGUGAGCGGCCAGGAAGAUAUCGUGAACAAGAAGACAGCUCUCCUAUAUGGUGCACUCGACAGGAACCCUCAGGUGUAUCAGGUCGUUCCAGACAAAAGUGUUCGCAGCAGAAUGAAUGUUUGCUUCCGAGUCCAUGGAGGUGACCCCGAGAAGGAGAAAGAAUUCAUUGCUGGCGCUGAGAAACGCCUCCUUCAAGGGCUAAAGGGCCACAGAAGCGUCGGCGGUAUGCGAGCUAGCAAUUAUAACGCCGUUUCACUUGAAAAUGUGGAAAAGUUGGUUCAAUAUCUGAACGACUUUGCCAGCGCAUAG
Trichophyton rubrum CBS 118892 is the source of this 1311-nucleotide messenger RNA. Its product is annotated as phosphoserine transaminase. The transcript has 2 exons. Lineage: Eukaryota; Fungi; Ascomycota; Eurotiomycetes; Onygenales; Arthrodermataceae. Gene Ontology annotation, biological process: L-serine biosynthetic process. Gene Ontology annotation, molecular function: O-phospho-L-serine:2-oxoglutarate transaminase activity; pyridoxal phosphate binding. Gene Ontology annotation, cellular component: cytoplasm. The record is from RefSeq and is a predicted model, not a curated record. The coding region runs from base 1 to 1311 and encodes 436 amino acids.